Paecilomyces variotii is the source of this 1332-nucleotide messenger RNA. RefSeq lists its product as hypothetical. Lineage: Eukaryota; Fungi; Ascomycota; Eurotiomycetes; Eurotiales; Thermoascaceae. The record is from RefSeq and is a predicted model, not a curated record. Bases 1 to 1332 code for a protein of 443 amino acids. Gene Ontology annotation, biological process: phosphatidylethanolamine biosynthetic process. Gene Ontology annotation, cellular component: cytoplasm. Gene Ontology annotation, molecular function: ethanolamine-phosphate cytidylyltransferase activity. The transcript is spliced from 4 exons.
AUGGCUUCAUCCGCCGACGAGGUCAUCCCGUCGCACGGGCAAUGGCCUGUCGACCCUCAGGAGGACACCCCGAUAUCUAAGGAUCGCAUUUGGGUGGACGGAUGCUUUGACUUUAGCCAUCAUGGUCACGCUGGCGCAAUGCUCCAAGCCCGUCGACUCGGAAAGGAGCUGUUUGUUGGUAUUCAUUCCGAUGAAGCGAUCCUUGAAAACAAAGGGCCUACAGUCAUGACUCUCAAAGAACGAGUGGCAGCUGUCGAGGCAUGUCGAUGGGUUACGAAGGCCGUUCCUCACGCACCCUACGUCACAUCGCUUCCCUGGGUCUCGCACUACGGAUGUUUCUAUGUGGUCCAUGGAGAUGAUAUAACCUCAGAUAGCAAUGGUGAAGAUUGCUAUCGUUUUGUCAAGGCCGCUGGCCGUUUUCUUGUGGUGAAGAGGACGCCUGGUAUUUCUACUACAGAUCUGGUCGGGCGGAUGCUUCUCUGCACACGAGGCCACUUCAUCAAGUCCUUCCAGGGUGCGCUCUCAGGCGAAGAAGGACCUGGCAGCCCGGAAGAGAGGAAGGCAUAUGCGGAUGAUCUCCUGCAGAGGAUUCGAGAAUACGCCACCGACCAGACCGGAUUACAGCCAGGACCGGAAGUUUGGACAUGGACUGGAUCGGAUUCGGCCAAGCUCAAUCACACCAAUGAAGAGCCCGGAGUAUUCGACAAACUCGUCGCUGGGAAGCCGCCAAGACCUGGUCAGCGGGUCGUCUAUGUAGACGGAGGAUUCGAUCUUUUCUCAUCCGGCCACAUUGAAUUCCUACGGCAAGUUGUGGCACUAGAGGAGGCUGAAGGUCGGCAGCGGGGCUGGUACGAGCCUCAGCAGAGGGAACAGAGAUUGAAAGAGCACGGUGAAGACUACGAACCCGCAUACGUUAUCGCCGGUAUACAUGAUGAUGCCGUGAUCAAUCACUGGAAGGGGCUGAACUAUCCGAUCAUGAACAUUUUUGAGCGAGGCCUUUGCGUUCUUCAGUGCAAGUACAUCCAUGCGGUCGUAUUCUCGGCCCCUUUCACCCCCAGUAAAUCCUACUUACAGGCGAUGCCGACGGGAGUGCCCAGCGCCGUUUAUCAUGGGCCAACUACGUUCAUUCCCCUUACAUAUGACCCAUACACAGCCCCGAAGCAGAUGGGUAUCUUCAAGGAAAUAGAGAGGCACGACUUCCAGGACGUAAAUGCUGGUCAAAUAGUCCAGAGAAUCCUGAAAAGCAGAGAAGCAUUCGAGGAGAGGCAGCGAGCCAAGCUGCAAAAAGCUAUCGUGGAAGAAGCAGUCAAACAAAAGGAGGCUCAGGCCUAG